This is a messenger RNA of Drosophila suzukii, 2278 nucleotides long. It is a transcript of the gene Hydr1, whose product is annotated as phospholipase Hydr1. Gene Ontology annotation, molecular function: acetylesterase activity; monoacylglycerol lipase activity. The record is from RefSeq and is a predicted model, not a curated record. Gene Ontology annotation, biological process: medium-chain fatty acid catabolic process; medium-chain fatty acid biosynthetic process. NCBI's taxonomy places the organism in Eukaryota, Metazoa, Arthropoda, Insecta, Diptera, Drosophilidae.
CACUGCAGCUGCACCGUUAAGCGCGUUCCACGGUUGUGUUUAUAUUUUGGUAGUGUGCGCCCUGCAUUGUUUUUCUAAGUUUCUUUGCAUCCCAGACGUUAUUUUCAAGGUUCCUCUCUCGGCGGCCGCACAAAAAAUGCAUAAUAUUUUUUAUAAGGUUACAUAAGUGCGUGUAACCGAAGCAGCUUGCCUCUAAAAAGUUCCUGUACCCAGUGGCCCCAGUGAGCAACACAAUAUAGUAUACAAUAGUUUCGCUUCCGUCAUACUUGGCACGGUAAGCACCCAUAAAUUCUGGAAGCCAAUACCAGGCAGCACAAUUGGCAGAGCCCCCGGACAGACCCUCGGUUUUAGCACUCACACACUCACUACUAGUAAUAGUCAUUAGUUUAGAGUCUCGCCAUGAUGUGCGCCAUUGUCCGUGGUCCUUCCACCGGCCACAAGUUGGCCCUGUACCGUUCCGUGUCCGAGCUCCUCGGCCCAGUACACGAUGUCCGCUGCCUGUCCGCCGGAAGAGACCUGCAUCAACGGCAGGGGCAGCGGUUGCUCCAGAGCCCAGCCCAUCGUCAAGAUCUACUCUCGCUUUCCCGGGCGGCGGAGAGUUCUAAAUUAUCAGUGCGAAGCCUUCAUUCGGAUCACGACGCCAUGUUCUACUCGAUGUACGCCUACCUGUCCAACCUGCCACGCCUCCAUGUCCUGGGCAUGGCGGUGGUGGCCUAUGUGGUCUAUUACCUAAUCCAGGUGGUCAAGCGACCGAUAAUAGCCUGUUCGGAGGGUCCGUUCAAGCAGUAUCUGAUCCGCCAGGUGCCGACGCUGGAGAACAAGUACUGGCCCACCUUCUGGUGCGUGGAGAGUCGUGCCCAGACCGUCCUUGCGAGCCUGCUGCGCUCCAAGAGUCUGCCGCAUGUUAACUACCGCCGUGAGAUCCUCUCCCUUAAGGAUGGGGGCGAAGUGGCCCUGGACUGGAUGGAGGAGGGCUGCGACGCUAGCUCUCCGUGUAUCCUCAUCUUACCGGGUCUCACCGGCGAGUCGCAGGCGGAGUACAUUAAGUGCCUGGUUUUUGCCGCCCAACAGGCUGGAAUGCGUGUGGUGGUGUUCAACAACCGAGGACUUGGCGGCAUAGAGCUGAAGACACCACGCCUCUACUGCGCCGCCAACAGCGAGGAUCUGUGCGAGGUCAUCCACCAUGUGCGUCGCGUUUUGCCCGCACACUGCAAGCUGGGAGCCACUGGAAUCUCCAUGGGUGGCUUAAUUCUGGGAAACUAUCUAGCCCGUAGGAGCGAAGAGGCCAGGAGCUUCCUGUCGGCGGCCAAGAUCAUCUCGGUGCCCUGGGACGUGCACAAGGGAAGUGCCAGCAUCGAGAAGCCGGUGAUCAACAGUCUGCUGGGACGCCACUUGGCGGGCAGUUUGUGCCGCACCCUGCGCACUCAUCUGGACAUCUAUAGGGACAUUUACCAGGACUCUGACAUCGAUAUCCAGCGCAUCUUGCGCUGCACGACCAUCAAAGAGUUCGACGAACUGUUCACGGCCAAGCAGUUCGGCUAUGCCCAUGUGAAUGACUACUACGCGGAUGCCACGCUGCACAACAAACUAGAUCACAUUUCGGUGCCGCUGCUCUGCCUGAGUGCUGCCGACGAUCCGUUCCAGCCGCUGGAUGCCAUCCCCAUCAAGGCGGCCAAUCAGUGCACCCAUGUGGCCAUCGUGAUCACUGCUCGUGGCGGGCACAUCGGCUUCCUCGAGGGCUGGUGGCCGUCCACCAAGGACCAGUACAUGGGUCGCCUGUUCACCGAGUACUUCACCAAGGCGUUGUUCGACGAGGACGGCGAGUUCGAGCAUACGUCCAACAAGAUGCACGAGAGAUUCCUGGCCAAGCAGACGGUGGCGCUGGCCUCCUCGACACCAGUGCUGCUCGCCAAGAAGAUGGAAGCCAGUCAGUUGGACCACAAGGUCAAGCUGAUGUGAACGAGGAGCUCUACUCAGUGUUUGCCCAAUUAGGAUUUCCACUUAAAUACAUAGAUAUUCGAGAAUGUAUUCCGAUAGAUUUCCGUGAGCGAAGACUUUCGUACACAUGUGAUAUGAAACGUUGAUCAAAAUCCAAAGUGUUGUUAUAUACUCUAAGUCAUCGAACAGGGAACCAAAUUAUCAGUCAAUCAGCAUAGUGGCUUAAAUUACUCUUAGACCGUGACCUUAGUGACAUAUCAAAUUGAAAUUGCAAAUAGGCUUUACGAUUCGUAGUGGUACAUUCAAUAUACAAAAUAUAUGACACAAUGCAAUAAUCUUA